AUGCCUGUCGAGGACAUCACCAGCAACCAAGACUUCCGCGACAAGAUCAUCAACGCCGAUGGCCCCGUCGUCCUCGACGCCUGGGCCCCAUGGUGCGGCCCCUGCAGAAUGAUCUCCCCCAAAGUCGACGACUUCAGCACCCAGUACCCACAAGCCAAGUUCUACAAGAUCAACGUAGACGACGUACCCGACGUCGCACAGGAACUUGGGGUCCGCUCCCUGCCUACGAUUUACUUCUUUGAUAAGGGGGAGAAGACUACCGAGGUUGUGGGUGCGAAUCCGCCUGCGAUUGAGGCGGGUAUUAAGGCUCUUAUUGCGGCUUAG
This is a messenger RNA of Penicillium cataractarum, 324 nucleotides long. RefSeq names its product thioredoxin family protein. The transcript is spliced from 2 exons. Lineage: Eukaryota; Fungi; Ascomycota; Eurotiomycetes; Eurotiales; Aspergillaceae. The coding region runs from base 1 to 324 and encodes 107 amino acids. The record is from RefSeq and is a predicted model, not a curated record. Gene Ontology annotation, molecular function: protein-disulfide reductase activity.